This is a messenger RNA of Rhagoletis pomonella (apple maggot), 1686 nucleotides long. RefSeq lists its product as uncharacterized. Lineage: Eukaryota; Metazoa; Arthropoda; Insecta; Diptera; Tephritidae. The transcript is spliced from 3 exons. The record is from RefSeq and is a predicted model, not a curated record. Gene Ontology annotation, molecular function: nucleic acid binding. The coding region runs from base 1 to 1686 and encodes 561 amino acids.
AUGUUCCAUUCGUUCAAAAAUUUGGUUGCAAAGGGUUUGGCGCGCAAACGUGGACUGGGACGAACCGGUACCAUCAGACGUUGCCAAGGACUGGUUGGCUCAUCGCACACAGUUUCAGAUUCCGAAUUCCACCUUUUCACCGAUGCUUCGAAAGUCGCCUAUGCAGCCGCUUUAUACUGUCGCACUCAAAUCCCAGAUGGUAAGGUUAACAUCGUACUAGUUGCUGCGAAAACAAAGGUAGCGCCUCUAAAAACCACAUCGCUGCCGCGUUUGGAGAUUUGUGCAGCACAUCUAGGGGCGCAGCUGGUGCGGCAAGUCCGGUCAAGUUUGAACCUCUCAAUCGGCGAGUUGUGCGCAUGGACGGACUCCAUGGUUGCGUUGGUGUGGCUACAAAACAAUCCAAGUCGCUGGGCUGUGUUUGUUGCCAAUCGCGUCGCCGAUGUACAGGAAGUUUUACCGGCAUCACAUUGGAGGCACGUCGCCACGGAGCCCAAUCCCGCUGAUUGCGCAUCGAGGGGUAUUACACCAUCGCAGCUUCUUGCGCAUCCCUUGUGGUGGCAUGGGCCACCUUGGCUACGGGAAGGCAAGAGUCGUUGGCUGAUAUCCGCACAAAAACACACCACGGAGCUCGAGUUAAAAUCAAAGAAGGCCGUUGCGUAUCUAACACAAACCGCUGACGAAUGGGACCUGUUGACCAAAUAUCAUUCAUUUAACAAACUUAAACGUAUAACCGCAUAUCUAUUGCGCUUCGCCAACAACGCAUUGGUAAAGUUAAACAAAUCUGUACCGAUGCGAAGCGGCAUAGCACUAUUGCAACCGUUUCUAGACUCAAAGGGUAUUCCACGUGUAGGGGGCCGCAUCAAAAAUGCCGUGCUUUCAGACGAUGUCAAGCAUCCUAUAAUAUUGCCGAAGAAUUCGCCGCUCGCUAAGGUAAUUGUUGCUGAGAUACACAUCACAACAUUGCACGCUGGACCGCAAUUAAUGCAGGCCGUACUUCAACGACGAUUUUGGGUAGCCGGUAUUCGAAACCUUGUUCGUGCGGUAUAUCGCCGUUGUACGCGUUGCAGACGACUGAGCUGCAAGCCAAUACAACAACUCAUGUCUGAUUUACCCGCGAGCCGCGUCACCUCUGCGCGUUGUUUCCUGCACAGUGCGGUCGAUUUCGCUGGUCCUUAUGCCUUGAAAUUUACGCAUGGUAGAGGCGCUAAAUCUGCGAAGGCGUACAUCUGCUCAUUUGUAUGUAUGAGUACGGAUGCAAUGCAUCUCGAGCUGGCUGGAGACCUCUCCUCAAUCACCUUUAUUGCCGCUUUUAAGCGUUUUACCAACAGAAGAGGCUACUGUCAGCAUAUUUACUCCGACAACGGCACUAACUUCGUGGGUGCUGAGAAGAAGCUGCGGAUCGCAUACGAACGCUGCAUCAAUGACGACAAGGUGUCAUCAUAUUUCGCCGACGCUCAAACGACCUGGCAUUUCAACCCCCCGAGCGCCCCACACAUGGGUGGCUUUUGGGAGGCUGGUAUAAAACGCGUUAAGUACCAUCUCAAACGAGCGCUGGGCAAUCGCGUCAAUCCGGCAGCAUUUCUGGAAACGCUGGCGGGACGAAUACCUCGUCAGACUUCAACAACGCUCAAAGUGGUUACGCUCAACACCGAAUUUGCAGAAAUACGACGUAGUAGUUAUACGUGA